Messenger RNA from Morchella importuna, 864 nucleotides. RefSeq lists its product as uncharacterized. The transcript has 2 exons. The record is from RefSeq and is a predicted model, not a curated record. NCBI's taxonomy places the organism in Eukaryota, Fungi, Ascomycota, Pezizomycetes, Pezizales, Morchellaceae. Bases 1 to 864 code for a protein of 287 amino acids.
AUGGAUAUCGUCCUCCAACAGCUCGAGCCUCUCCUCGCCGCUCUCCGCCCACACCUGGCCCCCAUCACCGCACAGCUCCCCGCCAGCAUUGCAAACCCCAUCUCAGACCUCAUCACCCCCGUCUGCUAUAAUACCCUCAUCCUGAAGCUCGACCCAGCCUCCUCCCCCGCCUGCACCCAGCUCGCGCUCUCAAAGGCAAUCGGCGUCGGCAUCAUCACCCUCUCCACAAUCAUCAAGGUCCCGCAGCUCAUCAAGCUCCUCAACUCUGGCUCUGCCCGCGGCGUCUCCUUCUCCUCGUACGCGCUCGAGACUGCGGGCUACCUGUGCACCCUCGCGUACAACUUCCGCUCGGGAAACCCAAUCAGCACAUAUGGCGAGAUCGGCCUCAUCGCGGUACAGAAUGUGGUCAUUGCCGUUCUGAUCUUGCACUACUCGGGGAAGGACAUGUGGGCGGCGGCGUUUGUGCCUGUAGUGGCAGCCUCGCUGUAUGCACUCUUUAGUGAGGGUGUGGUGGACGCGAAGCUUAUGGGGUACCUGCAGGCGGCGACUAUCCCCUUGACGCUGGCGAGUAAGGUGCCGCAGAUUAUCAGUGUGGCUAGAAAUAAGUCGACGGGCAACCUCUCGGCGUUUGCGGUAUUCAAUUACCUCUUUGGCUCGCUCGCUCGUGUCUUUACGACCCUGGCGGAAGUGGAGGACCCGCUCAUCUUGUACGGGUUCCUUGGUGGCGCAUUCCUGAACUUUGUGCUGGCGGCACAGAUGGUCUGGUACUGGAACUCGGGGAAGAAGCUCGGCGCCGGGACGCCGGCAAAGAAGCGAUACACCGGCCCUGCGAAGGGCAAGGGCGCACCAAAGAGGAAGGGUUAA